Molecule: messenger RNA, 714 nt
Organism: Tarenaya hassleriana
Lineage: Eukaryota; Viridiplantae; Streptophyta; Magnoliopsida; Brassicales; Cleomaceae
Product: BRI1 kinase inhibitor 1-like
Exons: 2
Coding region: 1-714 (237 amino acids)
Cellular component (GO): plasma membrane
Molecular function (GO): kinase inhibitor activity
Source: RefSeq, a predicted model, not a curated record
AUGAGUUGUAAUGAUGAUAAUGAUGAUGAAGACCAUCAAGGAACCAAGGAGAAUAUUCUUCACGAAGAACAUAACACAUCACCUUCCUCAUCAUCAUCUUCACCAUCUCCCGAAUUCUCUUUCACCGUCUAUCUCUGGAAUUGUAGUUCAUCUUCAUAUAUUCUCCUCUCUCCGAACGUUAAGACCAAAUCUAUCGUUGUGGAUAUGUCUCCUGCAGAUGAUAUCUUCUUCCAAAGCCACUUGCUUCCCCGUCAAAUCUUAUCUCAUCUCCCCAUCUCUCCUCGCUGCUCUGCUCAUUCCCGCGACGCUUCAACCCUUCCAAAAGAGAGAUUAAACGGCGACAAAAAUACCCAAGAACGUGAAAAGAACCCUUCUUGCUCUGAUGGGGACAACAUUCUUGAAAAACACGAUGGUGUUUUCGCAAGAAACGACGGGGUGAAGGCGGUAUUGAAGCGGUGCACGACAAUGGUUAAACAAACGGUUCUCUUCCAUGGAAGAAACGAUAUGAAAGCCAAGAAAACACGGUUCGAGAGGGAAGGUUAUCUCAAGCACAUCUGGAGACGAAUGGAUCUUCUAAGAGAAGUCCUCGCUUUAGACAACAACUUUAUCUUUGCGCUAAUCUUCGUCAUUGCUUCUCCCGUCGUGCUUCUACGCCUUGCUGGAGAUGGCGGUAUAUUUGGUGAUUCUUUGUCGGUUUCUCUUCUAGGAGAGUGA